AAAAAUGUUUGGAAAAUCUGUUGCAUUUAUCCCUCUAUUAUUUUUAAUAAUCUCCAUAAUUUCUGUCAACGCAUUUCGUCAACAAACUGUGGGUGUUAGGGGUCGUUUAAUGUGUGGUAAUCAACCGUUGAAGGACACACAAAUUAAGCUUUGGAAUAAAAAUAUUGGAAGUGACAACCAACUUGCUGCAGUCAAAACCGACAAAAACGGCAAUUUUGAAAUGCAGGGAGGGGUUGGGCAAAUUACUAAAAUGGAUGUUCAUUUUAAAAUAUAUCAUGAUUGUAAUGAUGGAAUUAAGCCAUGUCAACGAAAAAUCGACUUAGGAAUCCCCGAUGAAUAUAUUACACGUUCCGAUAGAGUUCAAAAAUGGUUUGAGGCGGGUACUAUGAAUAUGGAAUUUAAAUUCCCAGACGAGGAACGAAGUUGCGUUAAUUAA
Messenger RNA from Meloidogyne enterolobii, 436 nucleotides. The record is from the annotation of a GenBank genome assembly. Lineage: Eukaryota; Metazoa; Nematoda; Chromadorea; Rhabditida; Meloidogynidae.